AUGAUUAUCUUAUUACAUUUUUUGAUAGAAAAGCCUUUUCUCUUUUUGGGUAAAAUGCCACUUGUGGUGGAGACAAUUCUCAGAGAACCAGCAAAAGUGCCUGUAUUAUUCAAAGCAUAUCCCCUCCCAGAGGUAAAAUGGUAUAAAAACGGAGAAGCCAUUGUUGCAAACCGUACGGUGAAACUUGGUUACUCUUUAAUUAUUACUGAAAUGAGUGAAAAAGAUGCUGGGAAUUACACCGUUGUACUGACCAAUCCCGUUAACCAGCAGUGUGAGAAACACACCUUUCAUCUGGUGGUAAACGUUCCACCUCAAAUUGGGGAGAAUGCUCUUCUGACAUCUGUGGAUUCCUACAAGCAUGGCUCCACCCAAACUCUUACGUGUACAGUGUACGCAGUUCCAAUGGUGACCCGCAUUCAGUGGUCCUGGCAACUGGAAGAAGAAUGCACUUUCAAUCCACACCAAGCUGGAAUUGGGAAUAAUCCUUAUGCAUGUAAGAAAUGGAAAAACAUAGCAGACCGAAGAGGUGGAAAUCAGAUUGAGAUCUUAAAAGAUCAGUUUGUUGCUAUUGCUGGGAAAAUGAAGACGGUGAGCAGCCUCACGAUUCAAGCAGCAAAUGUGUCCACCUUGUACAGAUGCGUAGCGAAUAAUAAAGCUGGAGAAGGUGAAAGAAUCAUGUCAUUUCAUGUAACUAGAGGCCUUGAGAUCAGCCUUCAGCCUCAAGGCCAGCCUAUUAAGAAGCACAACGUAACUUUGCAAUGCACCGCAGACAAGCACACCUUUGAAAGCCUCACCUGGUUUAAAUUCAGCCCCCGAGUUUCAGAGACGCGCCUGGAUAGACUGCCUAUGCCUGUUUGCAAGAAUCUGGAGGCCCUCCAGAAACUGAAUGGCACCACCAUGAAGGCCGAUAGGGAGACGGUUACCCUGAGCCUCUUUCUCCAAAAUAUCAGCCCCCAAGAUGGUGGAGACUACGUGUGCAUCGCUCUGGACAGAAAGAGCAAAACUCGGCGCUGCCUUGUCAAACAUCUCACUGUUCACGAACCAGUGGCACCCACAAUUACAGAACACCCUCGGAAUCAGACAACGAACAUUGGCGAAACAAUAGAAGUUGUUUGCACGGCAAGUGGGAUUCCUUCCCCUCAUAUCGCUUGGUUUAAAAACAAUAAUUCUCUUAUUGAAGAUUCAGGUAUUGUCCUGAAAGAUGGGAACCAACGGCUCACCAUACGAAGAGUGAGAAAAGAAGAUGAAGGUCAUUAUAUGUGCCACGCCUGCAAUGUCCUGGGUUGUACAAAGGCAGAUGCAUUUUUUGAAGUGGAAGGGACCGAGGAGAAAACAAACCUUGAGCUCAUUAUUCUUGUUGGAACAGCAGUCAUUGCCAUGUUCUUCUGGCUGCUCCUCAUAAUCAUUCUCCGGACUGUUAAACGGGCCAAUGGAGGAGAACUAAAAACUGGCUACCUGUCUAUCAUCAUGGAUCCUGAUGAAGUCCCUAUGGAUGAGCAGUGUGAACGUCUCCCUUACGAUGCCAACAAAUGGGAAUUCCCUCGGGAUAGGCUGAAGCUAGGAAAACCACUUGGGAGAGGAGCAUUUGGUCAAGUGAUCGAAGCUGAUGCAUUUGGGAUUGACAAGGCAACUACUUGUAGCACUGUAGCUGUCAAAAUGCUUAAAGAGGGUGCCACACACAGUGAACAUCGAGCCUUGAUGUCUGAACUCAAAAUUCUUAUUCAUAUUGGCCAUCAUCUCAAUGUAGUUAACCUACUUGGAGCUUGCACAAAACCAGGAGGUCCACUCAUGGUGAUUGUGGAAUAUUGCAAGUUUGGAAAUUUGUCUGUCUACUUAAGAAGCAAGCGAAAUGAUUUUGUUCCAUACAAGACCAAUAACACCAGAUCUGGGCGAGGACACAGUGAUUUCACUGCAGACCUAAAGAAACGCUUGGACAGCAUUGCAAGCAGCCAGAGCUCAACAAGCUCGGGCUUCGGCGAGGAGCGAUCCCUCAGUGAUGUGGAAGAAGGAGAAACAACAUCUGAGGAGCCUUGCAAAGCUUCUCUGAGCUUAGAGGACCUCAUCUGCUACAGCUUCCAGGUGGCUCGGGGGAUGGAAUUCCUGGCAUCCCGGAAAUGUAUACACCGAGAUUUGGCUGCUCGCAAUAUCCUUUUAUCGGAGAACAAUGUGGUCAAAAUCUGUGAUUUUGGACUGGCUCGAGAUAUCUACAAAGAUCCAGAUUAUGUCAGGAAAGGAGAUGCUAGACUACCCCUUAAAUGGAUGGCCCCAGAGACCAUUUUUGAUCGUGUAUACACAAUUCAAAGUGAUGUGUGGUCUUUUGGUGUGUUGCUGUGGGAAAUAUUUUCAUUAGGGGCCUCACCAUACCCAGGUGUAAAAAUUGAUGAAGAUUUCUGUAGAAGAUUGAAAGAAGGAACGAGGAUGAGGCCACCAGAUUAUACAACACCUGAAAUGUAUCAGACAAUGUUGGACUGCUGGCAUGGUGAACCCAAACAAAGACCAACCUUCUCAGAUUUGGUGGAGAGCUUGGGGAAUUUACUGCAAGCAAAUGUCCACAAGGGUGGUAAAGACUAUGUUAUCCUCCCCCAAGUUACGUUGCUCCAUACCGAAGAAGACUCUGGACUCUCCUUGCCAAUGUCACCUGUUUCCUGCAAGGAAGAAGAGGAAGUACGCGAUUCUCAGUUCCAUUAUGACAGCACGUCGCAAACAAGUCAGCGUCGCACAGGAAGUAAAAGAAAUAGCCGUCCUGUGAGUGUCAAGACUUUUGAAUCUGUGCCCGUAGAACCAACCAUAAAAGUAGUUCAAGAUGAAAAUCAGACAGAUAGUGGGAUGAUUCUUGCGUCCGAAGAACUAAAGGCAUUAGAAGAGAAAGCUAAAGAAGCGGUGUUGCCCUUCAGUGGGCUGAUUCCCAGUAAAAGCAACGAAUCUGUGGUGUCUGAAGCUUCCAAUCCCACCAGCGGCUAUCAAUCAGGCUAUCAUUCAGAUGACAUGGACAUGACCAUGUAUCCCAGUGAAGAGACGGAACUCUUAAUGCUCAGGGACGAUACUUCUCAGUCUUGCUACGUUGCCUACGGCCCGGCUCUCUCUCUGAGUUCACAAUCUGUAUAAGGACUUCUCGAAAAAUGACAACCACUGGAACUUGCACCGAACAUUGCCUUGUCCUGAAACCCACUGUAUUCAUACCCAGAAUACAGGAGGGGAGAAAAAUAUGAAUCCCACCCCCCUUUUUUUUCUUUUUAAUGAUAAAAAGAAGAAGAAAUUGCAAGAAAGAAUCCUGGUGAGGCCAUGCAAGGCCUUGAGAGAGCUUGAAGUUAUAUCAGGCAUUGCUGAAAGUCAUAGACAAUCGUUUCAUCCUCAUUUUGAACCACAUGGACAUUGUGAAAUCUGAUAAGGAGGCCAUCUUCCUGUGCAGUUACAUGAAGAUGGAAAUAGGCUCAGUCAAAACCCUUUGAAUUUGGGGUUGGUCAGCAAAGAAAAGGUUUCAGAAAUGUGGUUGGUGGAGCCUAAGAAAAGGGCCUGACAAUACAGCCCCUGCUUUUACUAAAUCCUCUUUCAUGUUUAUCUCUUCCAUCGAAGGGCCCUUUCUUUCUAAAUCUAAUUCUUGUAGUUAAAAAUAAGCCACUAAAAGCUACUGAAGAGCAGGGCACCUAUUUUCAUGAAAAGCUCUGUUUUUAGUACCCAGGCCUUGAUGCAUUUUUGAUCCUUUCAAAGAAGGCUUCCUACUGAAAUGAACCUCUUGAGAGGUUUGAGAAAUGCUUAAAAAUUAGCAAAUAAUGGCAGAGUUUAGCAAAUUUUCCACCAAGGUCACCUAGAGCUCUAGCAAGAUGUGAUAUACACUGAAGGACUUUUCUUUACAGAAAGUACCAUGAAGCUAUUUUGACUAGUGUUGUUUUCGGUUACUUUUAUAUUUUUAUAUUCGUGGGUUUUGUACUUUGUUUAAUAUUUCAAGCAUAACAAAUCCAUGGAUUAACAAACAAACAAACAAAAAUCUAAAAGGCACAAUGCAGUAUUUAUAAUCUGGAUAUGUAGAAAGAAUUGUAAUAUAUUAUGAAAAUAAAUAAAUAAAUAAAUCUA
Pseudonaja textilis is the source of this 4071-nucleotide messenger RNA. Lineage: Eukaryota; Metazoa; Chordata; Lepidosauria; Squamata; Elapidae. The record is from RefSeq and is a predicted model, not a curated record.